Molecule: messenger RNA, 1560 nt
Organism: Alternaria incomplexa
Lineage: Eukaryota; Fungi; Ascomycota; Dothideomycetes; Pleosporales; Pleosporaceae
Exons: 3
Coding region: 1-1560 (519 amino acids)
Biological process (GO): actin filament polymerization
Cellular component (GO): actin filament; cytoplasm
Molecular function (GO): actin binding; microtubule binding
Source: RefSeq, a predicted model, not a curated record
AUGUCGGCGUACCGCUCUUCAACGGGCAAUCUGGACCGCUUUGACGAGCCGCCUCGUGGCGGUCCCCAGCGAUGGGAUCGCGACAGGUUUGAGAGCAUGCGAAGGGGACCUCCUCCUCCGCCACCACCGGGCGGAAGUGUGGCUGGCGGUAGCAGCCGUGGUGGUCGCGACGAUUACGAUCACUACCGCUUCCAAGAGCACGAUCGUUUCCCCGGAGGCCAUCGUGACAUCGAUUUCCAUGAAGACCGCGCACGCCGAGGCCCCGCUGUCAUGGAGAGAGAACGCUACCACGAAGAAGAUCGGUUCGACCGCCCCCAUCGCCGCGCUCCCUCUGAGAUGUUCCACGAGCCAACUCCCUCUGAAAUUGCCAACCAAGCGCUUGCCCCCUACCGCCGCAGGUCCGUCAUCGACAAGGACAUCAACAUCGAUAUCGACAUCAACGAGCGCCGGCCAGCCCCUCGCCCGCCAAGGCCGUCACGGCCGCAGUUCAUGCGCCGUCAAUCAUCUCUCGACACUUUUGACCGCAAACCCCUGCCACGCUAUGGCGACGUAGAGAGGUACGAGAGGUACGAAGACCACGAGUGGCGUCCACCAGCCAACGUUCCCAUUCCACUUCCUAUCCGCGAGCGUCGCCGAUCACCACCUCGUCGUUUCCACGAGGAAGAUGACUUUGAAGAGAUCCGAUACGACGACCGUGGCGGAAGGGGCCGGGAACGAGAAGACUACCGCGAAGUUGAAGUUCACCGCGAGAAGAGCCGAGUCCGAAGAAGCAAGAGUGUAGCAGCCAAGUCGACACGUAGCUCUUCCAUCUCCAGCUUUGAGGAAAUCCAGCCUUCCCGAGCCACCUGGGGCAAGAAGGGCAAGACGAGACUCCCCAAGCGCCUGGUCAAGAAGCAAGCCGUUAUCGACUUGGGCUACCCAUACGAAGAAGAGGACGACUUCAUCGUUGUUACCCGAGCACUCGAGAAAGAGCACAUUGACGAGGUCAUCAAGAUCAGCGAGAACUACAAAGAGGAGAAAAUCACAUACGUCUACGAGGAGAAGGUGGAGGACGCCCCACCGCCACCACCCUCCAUUGCACCACCAGCCUCAGUCAUCGCACCUCCACCACCACCCCCUCAAGAAUUCCAGCCUCCGCCGCCAUCAGUCGUCCACGCACCUCCUCCACCCCCACAAUCAGUAUACCAACAACCCCCACCCCAAGUAAUAUACGCCCCAUCCCACCACGCGCCAACCGUCUACGCCCCCUCAGAGCGCGCCCCCUCCCCCUCCAUCCACGAACACGAGCGCUACGUCGAAAUCGACCGCUCAGCCGCCAUCCACGGCCCGGCCACAGCCUUCCUCCCCGAAGGCCGACAACUCGUACGCCGCGACGACCGGCGCUCCGAGCGCGAGAUCCGCGACGAAAUCCGUUUCCUCGAGGAAGAGCGCCGCAUGCUCAAGUAUGAGCGCGAGGGCGACCGCGAGUAUGAGUUUGUCGAGCGUACGCCCCGCAAGGAGGUUAUGCGCGUUGACAGAGACCGGAAGGGUAGGUUAGCCCUUGUUCGCUCGGCCCAUUAG